Molecule: messenger RNA, 3825 nt
Organism: Sycon ciliatum
Lineage: Eukaryota; Metazoa; Porifera; Calcarea; Leucosolenida; Sycettidae
Exons: 4
Coding region: 977-3400 (807 amino acids)
Source: RefSeq, a predicted model, not a curated record
CUACAAAACACAAUCACUACUAGUAGUAGUAGUAUGACUUGUACUUGUUGACGUUGUGGUAAUAGCACUACCAAGAGUACAUAAACCUGUAGAUCUACUCUUUGCACUCAUUCGUAGUAGUAGAUCUACCUCGAGCUCCUUUAUUUUGCAUUCGUAGUCGUAGAGAACGAUGUCAACACCGACACCGUAGACUAGUGUUGAGUCGAGUGUAGCAAAAGUGCAGCUAGCUAGUGACACCAGCUCAGACACGUCGGAGAACCGCAACUCUGACAUACUGCUGUAUUCUGCGGUAGGUCUUCACCCCGUCGCGGCCGGUAUCUCACAGAAGAUCGAUCGCAACAGUGGCCUAUGCAUAGAUUGCCUUUAGUGGGAAGAGACUCAGGGCGUUCAGAGACUGAGUGUGCGGCUGUCGGAGCCCAAACAGGUCCUGCAAAACUUACUAGAUGAUCCGGUCUCCAGAAUGGAGGCCGAGGCAAAUCAAGAUGCAAUUCUCUGCGAAACUCACUCUAAUGUGUUGCUGAAUUUGCACACAAUCUUCCAGACCAAGUCCUGCUCGAGGCGAUCGCGACAUCGGGCUCAGCGUUCCAGCAAGCGACCCAGCAGCAGCAGCAGUGCCAGGGGCGGUAUACACCGAACCCAAACUCAAGAUGAGAGGGAACCGCAGCAGCAGCAACAGCAGCAGAUUAGUGAAGGCCACCACGAAGAGACCCUACAUCAUGUAUGACGUGAUUGUGCAGAUUGCGGCGUCCAGCCGCGACGCAUUGACACGAGGAAACAGCACGGCAGAACGAAGGCCCGCUAUCAUGUCGGCUCGGGCUGUACCGCAAUUGUGCUCCAUGGACUCAGUGGCGUUGGCAAGACAUCUCUGGCAAGGAAUUAUGUGCAGCAGGCGCAGUCGGCUGGACACUUUCAAGGUGGCAUUGUGAGGCUGAACGCUUGUGACAGCCUCACACUUGACACCAGUAUUAGACAAGCAAUGCACAGCCUAGGCGUCCCUUUAGUCAAUGUGAAGGACCGGCACAUCCAGCAGCUCAUGGCUGUGCUCCGAGCACGGCAACAGCAGUGUGUGGUGAUAGUUGACAAUGCAGACGGCGAAGAAGUCCUUCAGCAAGAGGGGCGGUAUGAGAUGUUUUGGCGAGCACUGUUAUGUCAACAGUCGGCCUGCAUCAACGUACUGAUCCUGACCUGCUGCUCGCUAUUGCCGGUGGACUUGUCGCGUCGGUUGACGGCUGUGUGUGAAGUGCUACCUAUGACCAGGCUGGCGUCGGCCUGGGCAAUUGGCCGUGCCACUGGUCGCCUCUGUGCUCACACAGCACUGCCGCGUACCUGCUACGAGCUCAGUGCGGCACUGGCAAGGAGGCCGAGCUGUACGCGUUGCCCAGUCCGUUGUCAGAGCAGCGGGCACUCGGCCAAAAGUGGCGAAAGUGGCCGGCCUGCGGCUGAACGUCUCAACCUGUGCGAAAACUUGCCGCCAGCCGACUGUGCAGUUGGUGAUCAAACAUGCAGGUCCCAUGUUUCAUCUGAAGCUACUCAGCUACUUCAGCUGGCCUCAUCGCCGCUCAUUGGUGGCCUGCCUCUGGCUGUUUUCAUGGUUUCUUCCGCCCUGCAUCAUCAAUACGACGAGGCACCAAGCCCAGGAAUGGGAACAAGAACAGAUCAGGAUCAUGAGUCCCCAGGCAACGGUACUGCAGAAGCAUGGCUUCGUGGUAUUGCAUUCCAGGAUGCUGGCAGCGGCAUCUCCAGAUCAGCUGAUGCUGUGAACAUGGUGGAGUUGACAUGUCAGCAGAGUGUCCGUUUGUUGAGCCGCCCGGCACAGCAGCUGUUGUAUAUUUGCUCAUUCCUUCAGCCCGACUACAUACCCAUGCCACUUCUAACACAGGCGUGUGGCCGAGGUAUCCUCCCGACUGAGCUUGACUCAUUCCUGAUGCCCGGCGAGCUGCGUGUUGACUUGAGCACGGAGAGGUCUGCCUCCUUUGUCUCGCAGCAGAUGCUCAAGCUGCUCUGCGAGCUGCGCACAACAUCUCUGAUAACAUGGACAUGUCGUUCUGAAGAUGGCGGCUUCUUGCAGUCGAGACCUGCAGCAAGCAACUAUCACAUGCAGCAGCAGCAAACGUUUUCCAUGCACCGUAUCACCAAGAGCGCGGUACUCAAGACCCUGCGCGCGGACAGGAAUCAACUCAACCAGUACCUGAGUUGCACGAUUGAAAUGCUUUUGCUGAGCAUGAUGUUGUCGCCGAAUACCCACUACAACAUGCACUAUAUUGUGCCGCAUACACUGCAGCUGUGCUAUCACCGCGAUAUGCUCAUCCAGGCCGAACACCUCAGUCAAACUCUGAAGUCCUCGCCAUCUGCAUGCAGGGAGGACUCCUCAGAAGCUGCACCGGACACUAUCUUGCGUCACCUAUGCCUUAUCUACAAGGCCAUCAACGACAACCAAGCUAGUAUUCGGCCAGAAUCCCUACACAAGCUAGUUGACACUGCGGCUUUCCUGUUGCAGCAUCUUCCAAACCAAUAUGGCUGGGCGCGUGGCGUUUUCUCACCGGCAAUUGCGAACGAGAUCCAGAUCCAGACUUGUGAUGAGUUUCUUCCUGGUGUGAAGCUAUUGCUCCAGUACCUGGACAGUGCCAGUGCGGAGUGUGGCAAGGGUGUUCUCUAUGUUCUAGUGACCGGUCUGGUUAUCUACAGUACAAGCACUUACCACACACACUAUGCUGACACAAUACCUCGCUACUCUGGUCUCCUUCGUCAUCUCGUGAACUGCAUCCAGAUUCCAUUCUCCCGCUCCGGAGAUGUGAGGGCUAGUGCCAUCCUGGCGGUGCAGUGGUUUGAGAAUGCCAUCUUUUAUGUGCUCACAACAAUGGCUCUGUCUCUUGCCAUCCCUCUGCCAGGUUACGCCAAAGGAAUGUUUGAACACUCAGAUUUCCCCCGUCGACUGAGUCGCCAAUGCCACCAUGUUUUCCGUUGCUAUGUACACCUGCUGGCCAAGCCGCAUAGCCUGGAUCGGCAACACAAUGUCCUUAUCGAUGUCGACAGAUGGUCUUGGGACUGGAGUGUCCGCAGCCAGCCAGCGUCAAGAUCACCAAAAACACACAGGGGAAGCUGUGGGCUUGAUUAUGCCUUGCUAUCGAGCACGUAUGAGGUUCAGAAAGUUUACGGAGACGGUCUGUCCAUAAUGGCACUCCUGGUUCCCCUUGUGCUUGUUUUUCUGCUCUUUGUCGCCUAUGGUGAGCAGCGGAAGGCGGACAUAUGCAUGCAGCGCAUCUAUUCGCUGGUGGCAGCUCGUCUUGACACGCAGCACAUGGCGCUGGCCGACAUGCUGAAUGCUGUCGCAACUCAAGUUUACGCUGGCUGGCCUCCGAAGCAGGGAGCGAUGCUGAAAGAGAUUAGCACCCUCGACUGACAGAGCAAGGAAGAAGCAGUACGCCCCAAGCCGACAGUAAAAAAAGACAAUACAUUAACUUUGCACUGUUUGUGUUCCUGCCUCAGUCCCGGGCCACAAAAUGGCCAGGGUUCCGCACAUUUCUCGCUGGCUGCCACACAACAACUAGAAGAUACAGGUGACGUUCUCAUACCAACCAUGUCACAAGCUGUACGAAGAUUUUUUUGCUGCUGUAAGUCUGUAAUUCAAAUGUUUGCGCUAAUAUUUCUCUUGCAACGUGUGAGUUCUUCAGCUGCAUGUUGUGAUGUAAGCAUGCCGCUCUGCUAGUGUGACAAGAUCUUAGAAAGAGUGUGCAUUCCAGGCAUGUAUCAUUAAUUUUCAUCAGUGCACUGACGACUAGUCGACUGUACUUCGAGUUCGUCCAUAACGUUAUAAUGGGCACUUUU